Molecule: messenger RNA, 738 nt
Organism: Rotaria sp. Silwood2
Lineage: Eukaryota; Metazoa; Rotifera; Eurotatoria; Philodinida; Philodinidae
Source: the annotation of a GenBank genome assembly
AUGGGUGAUACGAAUGGACAAGUGGUAGCUGGUGGGAAUGGCUAUGGAGCUCGAUUAGAACAAUUGUAUGAGCCAACCGAUGUGUUGGUCGACAAAGAGACAGAUAGUCUCAUCAUUUGUGAUUGGGGGAAUCGACGAGUUGCCCGAUGGAAUCGUCGUAGUGACACAACUCAAGGAGAAAUUCUCCUCGACAACAUCAGUUGUUGGGGAUUGGCCAUGGAUGAUCAGAGAUAUCUCUACAUCUCUGACUGGUACAAACACGAAGUCAGACGAUAUCAAAUAGGAGACAAGCAUGGAACUCUCGUGGCUGGUGGCAAUGGUACAGGUGAUGAUCACAAUCAACUCAACUUUCCGACCUACGUCUUUGUCAAUCAACAACAGACUGUCUACGUGUCAGACCACAUCAAUCAUCGUGUGAUGAAGUGGAAUAAAGGUGCAAACGGAGGAAUUGUCGUUGCUGGGGGUCACGGGAAAGGGAAUGCUCUGACACAAUUGUUGAAACCUAACGGACUGCUAGUCGAUACGUUGGGUAAUCUCUAUGUUGCAGACUCGGACAAUCAUCGAGUGAUGCGUUGGCCUAAAGGAGCGAAACAGGGCACUGUCAUUGUGGGUGGAAAUGGUGAUGGAGCAGGAGCAAAUCAGAUUUACUAUCCCACGGGCUUAUCCUUCGAUCGUCAUGGCAGUCUCUAUGUCGUCGAUAAUAAGAAUCAUCGUGUUCAACGAUUUUCUAUCGAAUAA